UGGAUACUUUUUGUGAAUUCCUAACUACUUUGACUUUGGUGAGGACCCGUACUAAGGUUUCUUGUCUCCAGGGGAGCCAGGAGAAAGCUAUGGGGUUAUGUUGCUCAACCGGCUUAAUCUAGAGGAGCAGCAAUGACUGUCUGGAGGGUUUUGUUGAGUAGUUGAGUCCAGUGGAGUGGCCGCUGUAGACCACCACCACUAUGGGUACAGCCUCCUCCUUGGUGAGCCCCGGUGAGGUCAUCGAAGAUGCUUACGGGGGCGAGGGCGGGGAGGCCUGCGAGAUACCCGUGGAGGUCAAACCUAAAGCCCGCCUUCUGCGCAGCUCCUUCCGCCGUGGGCCCCGGGUAAUCGGAGCCAGCUUCAAAUCCACGGGCUCUGUGGACCUGGAAUACACCGCUGAGUACGAGCGUCUGCGCAAAGAGUACGAGAUCUUCCGAGUCAGCAAGAACAAUGAGAUAAUCUCCAUGCAAAGGAAGGAGGCGAAAUUGGAUGAGGAGAACAAGAGGCUCAGAGCCGAGCUGCAGGCUCUGCAGAAGACAUACCAGAAGAUCCUGAGAGAGAAGGAGAGCGCCCUGGAGGCCAAGUACCAAGCCAUGGAGAGAGCCGCCACCUUUGAGCAUGACAGGGACAAAGUCAAACGUCAGUUUAAGAUCUUCCGGGAGACCAAAGAGAAAGAGAUCCAGGAUCUGCUGCGAGCCAAGAGGGACCUGGAGGCCAAGCUGCAACAGCUGCAGGCCCAGGGCAUCGUAGUGUACGACCCAGAAGACUCGGACGAGGAAGACGACAACCGCACCGCUGUCACAACUGCUGGGACUCCGUGUGACUACUGGGGGGGUGGAGUGCUGGGCAGUGAGCCCUCAAUGGGCAGCAUGAUGCAACUGCAGCAGACCUUCAGAGGACCGGAGUUUGCGCACAGCUUGUGCGAUGUGGAGGGCCCGUUUGCCAAUGUCAGCAGAGACGACUGGGACGCUGCUGUAGCCAGUCUGCUGCAGGUGUGUCCUCACGUGUCCCAGGCAUUGUGGAGUAACACGGUCCGCUGCUACCUGAUCUCCACCCAGGAGACCCAGCCCGAGCUGGAGAUCUUCACCCAGAAGUACUCUCCUAAGCUGAGGAGUCUGUGCGAGGACAUGGGCCACUUCUACCUGAACGUCUUUUUCCCGGAGGAGAACGCAGCCUCCUAUGGCCCAGAGCGCAGGCAGGAGAUGGAGAGGAGCUCUUUGUGCGUGCUCCUCCUCAAAUCCUCCAUCACUAGCUGUGUGGAGGAGGAUGCAGAAGAGGCCUUUGUGAGGAAUCCUGACGGCCGUCCCCUGAUGCUCUACCUGAGGACCACGGAGGCCCACCCCCUCACCGGCCCCACCAGACAGCUACUGGAAAGGGUCAAUGCUGCAGACAAGGCUGCCAAAGUCAAGGUAGUGGAGCACAGUGGCUCACCAGAGGAAGGAGCGUCAAUGAUAUACACUCAACUGGAGAAAGUAAUCAAACAGGAGCUGCUGGGUGUGGGAUGCAGAGAUCUGGACAGUAAAGACUCUGGGAUAGAGGAGGGGCAUGAGGAGGAUUCUGGAGACGUGCUCUGGGACCUGCACGACGAGCAGGAGCAGAUUGAGGCCUAUCAGCAGGCCUGCAGCGCUGCAGCUCAGCUGGCCUUCCAGAAGUAUAUAGAUCGUCUAAAUGGAAUGGUUGCAGCUCCUCCUCCCACCCCUCCCCUGCUUGUGUCAGGGGGGCUGGGCUCAGGGAAGUCCCUCCUCCUGUCCAAAUGGAUUGAGCUGCAGCAGAAGCUCUCCCCCAACACGUUGUUCCUCUACCAUUUCGUGGGGCGGCCUCUCUCUACCAGUGCCGAGCCCGUACUCAUCAUCAAACGGCUCACCGUCAAACUGCUGCAGCACUUCUGGUCCAUCUCCGGUCUGUCCAUGGAUCCCUCCAAGAUCCUGGAGGAGUUCCCUCGUUGGCUAGAGAGGCUGUCGGCCAGGCACCAAGGCAACAUCAUCAUCAUCAUCGACUCAAUAGACCAGAUACAGCAAGCAGAGAAACACAUGAAGUGGCUGAUUGAUCCCCUGCCGGUCAAUGUCCGCGUGGUGGUGUCUGUCAACGUGGAGACUUGUCCUCAGGCUUGGAGGCUAUGGCCCACCAUCCACCUCGACCCCCUGACCCCAAGAGAAGUGAAGAGUGUCAUCAGCACAGAGUGCCUGGGAGCCGAUGUCAAACUCACUAAAGACCAGGAUAAGAAACUGGAGAGACACUGUCGCUCAGCUUCCACCUGCAAUGCCCUGUAUGUCACCCUGCUGGCCAAGAUCAUCACCAACUGCCGGUCAACCUGGUCGCUUGAGAAGACGCUGGACCAGGUUCUGCUUUGUCAGGACACCAUGUCUUUGUACAGCCUGGGCCUCACGGUGGUGCUAGACUCCCUCAGCACAGACCGAGCCAGACACGUCAUGAGAGAGAUGCUGUGUCUGGUGUGUGCCAGUCAUAACGGUGUGAGCGAGUCGGAGGUGCUGGAACUCUUCCCGGACCUGGGCAUGCCGGUUCUCUCCUCCAUCCUCUACUCACUGCAGAGACUCUGUAUCGUAGAACUGGGUUGUGGACUCAUUCGAUUCCAGCACCUACAGGCAUGGGAAGCUGUCCGUGUGAAGUUUAUGGAUGAAGGGACUUGCUUUCCUUACAGGAAGAAACUAAUCCAAUACUUCAGCCAACAGCUCAGCCAGGACAGGGUGACAUGGCGGGUGGCUGACGAGCUGCCCUGGCUUCUCCAACAGCAGGGGGACAAGACCAAGCUGCAACUCAUCCUCCUGAAUCUGUUUGUCUCCCAGAACCUCUACAAAAGGGGGCAUUUCUCUGAACUGCUGGCCUACUGGCAGUACGUGGGACGAGACAAGAGUUCUAUGGCCACGGAGUACUUUGACUCUCUGAAGCGCUACGAGAAGAGCUGCGAGAACGAGGACAGCAUGACCAGGCUGGCCAACCUCUACGAGACCCUGGGCCGCUUCCUCAAAGACCUGGGCCUGCUCAGUCAGGCGGUAGCCCCCUUACAGAGGUCUCUGGAGAUCCGGGAGACGGCCCUGGAUCCGGACCACCCUAGCGUGGCUCUGUCACUACACCAGCUGGCCGGGGUGUAUGUCCAGUGGAGGAAGUACGGCAACGCAGAGCAGCUCUACAAGCAGGCCUUGGAGAUCAGCGAGAACGCCUACGGCGCGGACCACGCCUGCGUUGCGCGCGAACUUGACUCUCUGGCCGUUCUCUACCAGAAACAGAACAAGUAUGAGCAAGCAGAGAAAUUGAGGAAACGGUCUGUGAGGAUUCGGCAGAAGACCGCCCGCCAGAAAGGCCAUAUGUACGGCUUCAGUCUGCUGCGUCGGCGGGCCCUCCAGUUAGAGGAACUAACUCUUGGCAAAGACACGGCGGACAGUGCCAAGACCUUCAACGAGCUGGGUGUCCUCUACUACCUCCAGAACAAUCUGGAGGCGGCUAAAGUUUUCUUAACCCGUUCUCUGGAGAUGCGCCAGCGCGUGUUGGGGCCGGAUCACCCAGACUGUGCUCAGUCCCUCAACAACCUGGCCGCCCUGCACACGGAGAGAAAGGAGUACGAGACGGCAGAGGAAAUGUACGAGAGGGCCCUGGACAUCCGAAAGAGAGCCCUGUCCCCUGAUCACCCUUCUCUGGCAUACACCCUGAAACACCUUGCUAUGCUGUACAAACGCAGGGGGAAGCUGGAGAAGGCUGUUCCUCUGUAUGAGUUGGCUCUGGACAUCCGGGAGAAGAGUUUUGGACCCAAACACCCCAGUGUGGCCACAGCACUGGUCAACCUGGCUGUUCUCUACUGCCAGCUGAAGAAGCACAGUGAGGCGCUGCCCCUUUAUGAACAGGCUCUCAGAGUGUAUGAGGACAGUCUGGGGCGCUCACACCCACGGGUUGGAGAGACACUGAAGAACCUGGCUGUACUCAGCUACGAGGAGGGGGACUUUGAGAAAGCAGCCGAGCUAUACAAGAGAGCCAUGGAAAUCAAGGAGGCGGAGCCAUCUCUGCUGUGUGGGAAUGCCCCUUCUCGACACUCGUCCAGUGGGGACGCUCUUAGCCUGCGAGGCCCCGCGCCCCUGCCGCACGCUCCCAGGUGACCCUUCCCUCUCCUCUCCUGCCCUGCCAAAAGAGCACAGGGACUUUUCCCCUGACUCCUCCGGUCAUCUGUCCUUUAUGGAAAUGCAUGGAAGAAGAUCAGAGACCCUGGUUCUUCUGCCCCGGUGCCCGACAAGACAGUGAGGAGUCAAGGAGAGAGAACUGAAAUGGAGCUACGGUCAUCACCGCAUCGCUGACAGAAUCAUCCGUGGCACUACCAUCGGUUUGUCACGCUGCUUUGAGAUGGCACAGCGUCGUCUGCCAAGUGUUCUGUUGCCAACUGCCAUCAUAGAAAUAUGAACUAUACUCUAUUUAAUUACGUAUGAUAAAUUGCCAAUUGUUUUGUGUAGAAUAUAUAUGUGUAAUCAUAUGUUGUUAUAUUUAAUGUUAUGAACGAAUGUGAAAUGAUGUCCACACCGGCCUUGUCAGGGCCUGAUAACUCAGGUUAAAGGAACACAGUGGCUCACUGUUACUCAAUCAAUGGGAGCAAUUAGCUGUCAAUUUCAAUUAGAAUUUGAUGCAUUAUUUCAAAAUGAUUAACUGAUUUCACCGCCAAUUGUAAGCCAAUUGUCAGCUUAGGGAUAUGCAGUUUGCCAACGAUUUGUUAGUUUUGAACGAAUCUUUUUAGUGACUCCGGUCUCACAGGUGAAUUUUUCUAGUGACUUGUUCAAUUGUAUUGUUCAUUCGAACAUUUGACAGCGGAUUUCUACAACAUGAUCUUCAUACCCGGUCCUCAGUUCUCCGAUCAAUGUCUAUAUACAUUUGCUGAGAAAAAUAGAUCAAGGCAGGAACUUCAUGAAGACAUGUUUAUAACUGAUAAUUGAACGCAGGCUAUAAUCGUUAAUAUAGUUAGUUGAUUACUAAUUUCUUUAAAAAAAACAGAUGAAAACAAGCACGGUGCCACUGCCUUUGCCUGAGUAAAAAGACUUGUGAACGACUGACUCGGUCAGUUUUAUCGUUCAUUUGAACGACUGGCAGGAGAGUUCUACCCAACCAAGGAAUAACUUUUCAUUUUACAUUCGCAUAGAAAAUGUAUCAAAACAGUAGCACUACAAAGAGAUGUUUGUAACAGAUAAUUGGACACAUGGCAAGCCAAAAAUAAUUAGGCUAAUGUGGUUGUUGAUUGUUUCGAUCCUUUGAGCGGCUGCCAGUGGAGUUCUACCCCAACCACAGGCUUCCAGCUCAGUAGCCUACUCUCUGUCCAACAGCUGUUUGACCGUGUCAAACGCAUCUUUCUAGCAGAUAAGUGGACGCAUGGCCUACAGUAAUGAAUUGAGUGUUUGAUUUUUGUGGUAAUCAUAGAGUAAAAUUGUAAAUUGUAAAAUAAAAAAAGUUUGAAAUAUUUUACAGCCAAAUAUAUUUAUGCAAGGAAAACAUGUUCACUAGAAGCCAAGCGUAGAACUACCUACUCGUCCAAUGAGAAACUUAUUUUUCUGCUGUAAAGCAUUUUUGUCGCAAAGUGAUACACUCAGACACUCUAGCCUUUGUCUGUACGAAUGUACAUUUAGCCAAAUGGGACAUGUGUUACCAGAAACCUGCCAUUUUGUACAAACCAUAUUCCAACUGAAUUGGCUUACGGUGUACCUUACUGAUGUCAAUGUGUAACACAGGAAUAAAAGAGAAUAUCAUGAACUAUAACCAGUUGGAUUCUGUUUUCCGGCUAAUAAACUUUAUUGAAACAA
Messenger RNA from Esox lucius (northern pike), 5786 nucleotides. RefSeq names its product nephronophthisis 3 (gene nphp3). Lineage: Eukaryota; Metazoa; Chordata; Actinopteri; Esociformes; Esocidae. Gene Ontology annotation, biological process: convergent extension; determination of left/right symmetry; kidney development. Bases 201 to 4106 code for a protein of 1301 amino acids. The record is from RefSeq and is a predicted model, not a curated record. Gene Ontology annotation, molecular function: protein binding. The transcript has 27 exons.